AUGGCUUCCUUUCUUUCUCCGGUCAUCUUCUUCACCGUCUUCUUCUCCCUCCACUCUCAUUCUACCGUCGCCGAUCUCCAUGUAACCAGAUCGCGUUUCAAACCUCUACAUUUCUCUCCUCUCUUCUUCUCUUCUCCUACUCAAAACGUCACAUCACCACCUACUCGCUACUUCGAGGUCAAAAAGCCUCCCGUUCCCGAUCUCCCGGCAGCUCAACGACCCUGCUCGCAUCGGAUUCUCCACCACGACUUCGGCUACACCUACGCUAAACCGCCGGUUCUCGCCAAUUACACACUCCCCUCUCACUGCCCGUCUCCGGAAUUCUCCAAAAUCGUCCUCGAGUUCAAAUCCACCAGCAAAGGAAGACAAUUCGACCGGAUAUUCGGCGUAUGGCUCGACGGCGUUGAGCUUCUCCGGAGCUGCACCGCCGAGCCUAGGGCAAACGGAAUCGUCUGGUCGGUGGAGAAAGAUGUGACCAGGUACCACUCGAUCCUCGUGAAGAACGAGACUCAGAUUCUCGCCGUUUACCUCGGCAAUCUCGUUGACAAAACUUACACCGGAGUUUACCAUGUCGAUGUCAUCUUCCAUUACUAUCCCCUCCAGAGAAAUCUCCGAGAUUCUUCAUCUGGUUACAGCUCUCCUCAAGCCGAUGUGAUCCUGCCGAUCUCGAGAAAUCUCCCGCUAAACGAUGGAUUGUGGUUCGAGAUCGUGAAUUCGGAUGAGUCAAAGUACAAAGAAUUCGAAAUCCCUAGGAAUGUGUAUAGAGCUGUUGUCGAGGUUUAUGUGUCUUUCCAUGAGAAGGAUGAGUUUUGGUAUGGGAAUCUUCCAAACGACUUCGUCACUGCCAACAAUCUCACCUCUGCUGGUAACGGACCUUUCAGGGAAGUUGUGGUUACUCUCGACGGGAAAGUCGCCGGCGCGGUUUGGCCUUUCCCUGUGGUUUUCACCGGAGGGAUCAAUCCUUUGCUCUGGAGACCAAUCACAGCUAUUGGCUCUUUUGAUUUGCCGAGUUAUGACAUUGAGAUCACACCGUUCUUGGGAAGCUUGUUAGAUGGAGAGAGUCAUAAGAUUGGGUUUAGUGUGACCAAUGCGUUGAAUGUUUGGUAUAUAGAUGCGAAUCUGCAUCUUUGGUUGGAUCAUGAGAAGGAGAUCGUCGAAGGGAAGGUCUUGGAGAGUAGUGGAAGCUCUCUGGAGAUUAGCGAAGUCUCGGACUUCAAAGGAUUGAAUGGAAACUUUACAACGGAAGCUAAGCGGUCGAUAACAUCGAUAGGAUUGGUUAAGUCCUCUCAUGGGGAUGUUGUAACCAGUGCCAAUCAAGAAUUCAGCUAUGUGAACAAAAUGGUUUUAGGUAAAGAUGGGAACUUGCAGAUCAUUGAUCAGUUGAUAAAAGCUGAUGAUCGUGUUCACGCCAAGAGAGGUUCGAGAGAGAUCUACGCCGCGAGAUCCAUCAAGAGCUUUCCUUUUUACUUAAAAUCCGACUCUUUGGAGAAGGGUAACGCGUCUUUGGAGGUUGCGAAUGUGACGAUGGGGUUCAACGAGGAGAGGUCAGAGAGUGACAGAGUGGUUAUGAGGACGUUGAAGAGCAAGGUGGAGAACAAGCAAGAAGGGCAAGGGGUUAUGGUGGUGAAGAAUAACUUGGUGGUGAAUGGAUAUGGAAGCACGCAGCAGGUGUAUGACUAUGUUGGAAGUGACCAGUGUUACUUUAGGAACAUCAGUAGCUUCAACUACACUAUUCUGUAUGAUAAGGUUGAAACUGUUUGCAAGAAGAAAACGCUGAAGCUGCCUCCACGGCUCACUGGUCAACCCUUACUUGCUUGA
This is a messenger RNA of Microthlaspi erraticum, 1818 nucleotides long. Lineage: Eukaryota; Viridiplantae; Streptophyta; Magnoliopsida; Brassicales; Brassicaceae. The record is from the annotation of a GenBank genome assembly.